Molecule: messenger RNA, 762 nt
Organism: Monoraphidium neglectum
Lineage: Eukaryota; Viridiplantae; Chlorophyta; Chlorophyceae; Sphaeropleales; Selenastraceae
Product: Mitotic checkpoint protein BUB3
Exons: 6
Coding region: 1-762 (253 amino acids)
Biological process (GO): mitotic spindle assembly checkpoint signaling
Cellular component (GO): kinetochore; mitotic checkpoint complex; bub1-bub3 complex
Molecular function (GO): ubiquitin binding
Source: RefSeq, a predicted model, not a curated record
AUGGCACAGGUGUUAGGCGAUCCAGUGGCCGCGCCACCUGGUGACGGGAUCUCCAGAGUGCGAUUCAGCCCCUCCAGCAGCAACACGCUGCUAUCAUCGUCAUGGGAUGGGACGGCCCGGCUAUAUGACCCCUCUGGCGCGCCGCGCGGCGUCUACGUGCACCCGGCCCCGCUGCUGGACUGCGCGUUUGAGCGGGAAGGGGGCGCCUUCUACACUGGCGGGCUAGACUGCAGAGUGACCAGGGUCGACGCGACCACCUCGCAGCAGCUCGUGCUAGGCGCGCACGCGGCACCCAUAAAGUGCGUCGAGUGGCUCGAGUCUAAGGGGGUGGCAGUCACAGCCAGCUGGGACCUGACGCUGCGGCUGUGGGACCCGCGCUGCGCGCCGGCGGCGGCCAACGUCGGCACCGCCGAGCUGCCCGGCAAGGCGUAUACUCUGGGGUUGGGCGGCAGCCGGCUGGUCGUCGGCACGUCGGCGCGGCAUGUUUGGAUAUAUGACAUAGACAACGGGCGCGCAGUCUGCGGCCGCGCGGCGCGGCCGGCGCAGGGCUGGGCGCCUCCCCGCCCCGCCGUCUCCGCCGCCUGCGCCGCCGGCACCCUCAAGUACCAGACGCGGUGCAUCGCCGCCCACCCGGGCGGCUACGCGCUGGGCAGCGUUGAGGGGCGGGUGGCUAUGGAGUACUUUGACACGUCACCAGAGGCGCAGCGCGCCAAGUACGCGUUCAAGCGGCUACGCGGCGCCGUAGCUCGCUCGGCGCCUUAG